Messenger RNA from Chara braunii, 2259 nucleotides. The record is from the annotation of a GenBank genome assembly. Lineage: Eukaryota; Viridiplantae; Streptophyta; Charophyceae; Charales; Characeae.
CGACGUUUUUUUCGGCCUUCCCGCCCUGAUAGCACUUCGAGCCAAUCUGGACUUCGAAAGGCGAUCGAUUGUACUCCGAAAUACGGGAGGCAAACCCUAUGUUGUACCGAUGAGACUGACUCUAUGCACUACCGUUAACAUAACCCCGCGAGUUUCUCCCGCGAUGACAAGGACCCUUCGCAUGAUUACCUGGGACAACGGGCAGACGUCCAAGGACGCAGACAACAGCGAUGGCGAUGAUGAUCCCGAAAUAUUGGAGAUGGCGCGAGAACGUAUUCAUUACCCCGUGCAGCGGACGAAAGCCAAAGCCCCAAGCAGAACUAAUCAAGAUUUGCAGAGAACACAGGCGAUGAUUAUGGGAGAACCUCUCGUACAAAUUUCAAGGAUGAUCGAUUCUUUGGAACCCCCUCGAACCUUGUACGAAGGAAUCUCCCCUCUUCUCGCCCGAUACAAUGACACAAGACACUACUGCGACAUCACGGGUCUUCCGAAGUCUCUGUUGACACCUGCAAAAGAGAUCCGAUUGUUACGCUUAGGGGCAGAAAUCAACUCUUUGGAACCCCCUGAGCGCCUCGAGAGCGGACUCGGAAUCAAGAUCGUCACGAAACCCGUGCCGUGGCAGGACAUUCGAGACGGAGUGACGCCUGAAGAACACGUGUCCAUCCGAGAGCAGGAUGCACAAAUGAUGGCCACAGCGUUCUCCUGGCGAUCGGAUAACUCCUUCAUCUCCGCACCCCCGUCGGAAAACACCAAGCGAAUGAAUAUGAAACACAUUGAUGUACGGAUUUGGGACGAGUUAUACGAGUUGCACGUACCUCGAUACGUACUUGAUGAGAUUCAUCACCUGAUCGCAAACAUCCUGAAAGAAUACAAAGAAGUGAUUAGUGUGACAAACACAGACAUUGGACUAUCAGUAGUCAUACAACACGAAAUUCAGACGGGGAAUCAUUCCCCGAUUCACUGCAAACCUUACAGAUAUUCCCUAGUAGAACGAAAAAAGGCUCUCGAACGGAUUCAGAAAUUUGAAGCAAGCGGUUGGAUUGAACCCGCCACCGGACCAUGGUCAUUUCCAGUAGUAUUAGUACCAAAAAAGAACGGAUCGAUCCGCAUAUGCAUUGAUUAUCGUAAACUGAAUGACAUCACGAUUAAAGAUGUGUAUCUCCUCCCCCGGAUUGAUGAUUUGUUGGAUGCGAUUGGGUGUGCUAAUUACUUCAGUAAGUGUGAUAUUCGGCAUGGCUUCCAUCACAUUCUGGUUAAGGAGGAAGAUCGGCCGAAAACGGCCUUCAUGUUGUUUGAAGGCACGUGGCAGUGGGUUCGAUGCCCAAUGGGGAUUUGCAAUGCGCCGGCCACGUUUCAGCGGGCCAUGAACGUCACGUUUCAGAACUUCGUCAACAAGACACGGUUAACGCAGGGCAUGAUCAACUUCUGCGUCAUAGUGUACAUGGAUGACAUCCUGGUUUAUUCGGAGACCUAUCACGGGCAUGCGCAGCAUGUCGAGUGGACACUAGGUGCUCUAAGAGACGCUGGAUUCAAGAUUGCGCUCGAAAAAAGCGAAUUUUUCCUUUCGGAAAUUUCGUUCUUGGGCUACGUCGUGACACGUGGAGGAUUGUGGCCUGACUCGAGAAAGGUCGCAGCGGUGAAAGAAGCUCCUGUUCCCACGUUACUGACGCAGGUUCAAGCCUUCUUGGGGUUAGCCUCGUACUAUCGUCGCUUCAUCAAGGGCUUCGCCGUGAUUGCACGACCCUUAACGAACCUGUUACGAAAGGACCAGCCCCUCAGUUGGGACGCGGAGUGCGCGCAGGCCUUCUCGAUCCUCAAGGAAGCUCUAGCAAUGACACCUAUUUUUAUCCGACCGGACCCCUCGAAGCAGUUCAUUCUCAUCACGGACUGGCAACCGGAAGUUAUUUCCGCUAUUUUAGCGCAGAAGGGGAAUGAUGGUCAAGAGCAUGUCAUAGAGUAUGCGUCACACACGGUGUCGGACAAAUGGAGGAACGACUCAGCCCCACAAGGCGAAUGCUACGCAGUGGUGUGGGGAAUCCAGCACUUUCAUCUGUAUCUGUACGGACAGAAGUUCCUCCUUGUCACCGAUCAUGAGCCCCUGUUAGCGCUGAAGAGGCUCACUAAUUACACGGGCAUGAUUGGUCGUUGGGCAGUGCGCCCACAGGAGUACGACUUCGACAUUAUCCAUCGAAAGACAGAGAGACACGGCAACGCGGACGGGCUGACACGACUGCAUUGACCAGCUAAGGUGCCUAAAGC